AUGGUCAGCCUGACUACCUCUCUCGGGCUGGUCAGCCUGGGUGCUACUGGUGCAGUAGCAGCAGACGCACUGGGAGCGUACAAUGUUGAUCCAAACGCCGUGUCUGUGUCCGGUCUCUCCAGCGGUGGAUUCAUGUCCGCGCAGAUCGGCGUGGCAUAUUCCGACGUCUUCACUGUCGGCUUUGGUGUCUUGGCCGGUGGGCCAUAUGACUGUGCUCGCAAUCAACCUUGCAUGUUUGACCAAGUACCCUCGAUCAUCACUCCAAUAGCCAAUAUGAAAGCUUGGAGCGGUAACAAAAUCGACACCGUUAGCAACUUGAAUAGCCGCAAGAUCUACCUGUGGGAAGGAUCUGCAGACGUCACUGUGGGACUCAAUGUGAUGAACGCGCUACAGGCCCAGCUAUCCCAUUUCGACAACUCAGCCGAUGUCUCAUACGUCGUCACCGAGGGUGCAGUGCACACUUUCCCUACCGAUUUCGACGGCGCGGGUGACAAUCCAUGCAGUUUGUCCAUAUCACCCUAUAUCAGCAACUGCGGCUACGAUGGUGCUGGCGCAGCCUUGCAGUGGAUGUAUGGUACGCUGCAUGCUCGGAACACAGGAACCCUAUCCGGCAGUGUUCUUUCCUUUGCUCAGUCCGCGUCGUUCGGUGCCGACGGCAUGGACACGACAGGCUAUCUGUAUGUUCCUGAGAGCUGUCAGAGCGGAUCCAUUGUCUGCAGGCUUCAUGUUGCUCUGCAUGGAUGCUUGCAGAGCCAUACCAACAUCGGGAUGGAUUUCGUUGAUAACACUGGGUACAACAUGUGGGCUGGUAAGAAUAUACCCUCAUGA
Messenger RNA from Penicillium lagena, 828 nucleotides. Its product is annotated as putative polyhydroxybutyrate depolymerase. Gene Ontology annotation, cellular component: extracellular region. Gene Ontology annotation, molecular function: hydrolase activity. NCBI's taxonomy places the organism in Eukaryota, Fungi, Ascomycota, Eurotiomycetes, Eurotiales, Aspergillaceae. The transcript is spliced from 2 exons. Bases 1 to 828 code for a protein of 275 amino acids. The record is from RefSeq and is a predicted model, not a curated record.